GGGCACUCAGGCUAAGCCGUAAAGGUCAAACAAAUUGCUAGUAUAUGGGCACAACAGCCUCAACAACCGCACCGGCAACAAAGCCACUCUUCCUCACUCGCGCAACCUCGUACGCGCCACGAGCCACCGUGACCUUCAGGACGAUGAACCACAAUGAAGAACAAGACCAUCUGGACGCCUUGUUCAAGCAGAAACGAGCCCUCCGGUCCAGGGUCCGCAAGGCCCUCAAGACCAUGGACCCUGCCCUCAGAUCCCAAGAAGACAAUGCCAUUCAGGGUAUUGUUUUGAAGUCUCCGUGGUUUCACUCUAGUGCGAGAUUGUGUGCCUAUAUAAGCUGCAGUGCAUUGCGCGAAGUUGACACCUCAAAGUUGUUGUCAGAAAUUCUGCAAAAUCCAGCCAAAGAUGGUCAUACACAGGGGGGGAAAAGGCUUUAUGUUCCACGUGUGGAGGACAAGAAUAGUCACAUGCGCAUGCUGAACAUCUCAUGUAUCGAUGAUCUUGUUGCGAAUUCGAUGAACAUCUUAGAACCAGCUCCGGUUGAUAGUGAUGGAAAUGAACGCGAAAAUGUUAUGCAAGCAAGUGAGCCAGUUGAUUUGUUCCUCUUACCUGGACUAGCAUUUGACAGAUCUGGAAGGCGCAUGGGUCGUGGUGGAGGUUAUUAUGAUGCCUUCCUGAAGAAAUACCAAGAGCUUGCAAAGGAAAAGGCUUGGAAACAACCCCUCCUUGUUGCGCUAUCCUAUUCUCUGCAGAUAAUGGAUGAAGGAAUCAUACCAGUCACUCCAACUGACAUUCCGGUGGAUGCUCUUGUCUCACCAACUGGUGUGAUUCCCAUCAGCCAAGCUGCCUUAGACAGGAUGAAGCUUUGACAUUGGACUUGGAAACCAAACCUGAUUGCUUUCUUUGAUGACUGGUUCUUCAUUCCUAAAAAAAAUUGAGUUCGGAUUGCUCAUUCGUCCAAAGGACUGUAUAGACUUGAUUGCUUAAAUCUAGAAUGAGCAGGUAUUUGGUAACGUGGAGUCCCAUAAAAAAAAACUCUUUUGGAGAAGUUGCGUGUUCUUAAUGGGUUGGAAGAAAAGAUAGCUUUAGUUGCUAAAGAUAAGUUUGAGGAAAAUCAUGGCUAGAGAUUGGUUGGAGGCAAAAUUCAAGGCCUUUAUGGUUGAAAGAGCGUGAUAAAUGUACGAAUAUUUUCCAUCGACUGGCCAACUAGAAUAGGAGAAACAACUUUAUUGCAGUCAGUGUCAAUAAAUGGCUCGAUUUCUUCUAAUAA
Alnus glutinosa is the source of this 1267-nucleotide messenger RNA. Its product is annotated as 5-formyltetrahydrofolate cyclo-ligase, mitochondrial. The record is from RefSeq and is a predicted model, not a curated record. NCBI's taxonomy places the organism in Eukaryota, Viridiplantae, Streptophyta, Magnoliopsida, Fagales, Betulaceae. The coding region runs from base 45 to 866 and encodes 273 amino acids. The transcript is spliced from 8 exons. Gene Ontology annotation, cellular component: mitochondrion. Gene Ontology annotation, biological process: tetrahydrofolate interconversion; folic acid-containing compound biosynthetic process. Gene Ontology annotation, molecular function: 5-formyltetrahydrofolate cyclo-ligase activity.